Petromyzon marinus (sea lamprey) is the source of this 5085-nucleotide messenger RNA. Lineage: Eukaryota; Metazoa; Chordata; Hyperoartia; Petromyzontiformes; Petromyzontidae. The record is from RefSeq and is a predicted model, not a curated record.
UAUGUGACUUCACCGAAAGAACCAAGAAGACGAAUCCCUGCAGUCACGAAAGCUUUAAAUCGAAGAAUAUACUGCUUUAUCCUAAAGGUGUUUAUGUUUGUGCCAACCUUAUUGUAUGUCCGCUUGUCAUGCUAGAACUGCACCUAGAUGUACCUCUCGGUUUUUUGGCUAUGUAAAAUAAAAACAUUUUUAUAACCUCCUGCAUGAAUGCAUGCACACACACAGAAUAAUCAUUUUCCCAAUGUGUAGGGGCAGAGAAACUAAUAUCACAAUACACAGUGUUAUGUACAGUCUAUAAAAUACCUCACCAUACAUUUUUCUGAAGAGUCAAUCCCCCCAUACAGGGGCUUACAGCUGUGGAUGCCCCAAGGUGACUUGGGCCCAUUCCUCAGCCUAGUCUGCGGCUGGGAACGUCUCCUGGUGUAACCUCUACCCACAGUGUGACCCCUCGUGGCCCUCAACCAUCUCAGCGAUGAUCUUUACCUCCCUGCCCCGCUUCAACCAAACGGGUUGCGCUACCCAGCUUGUGUGGUAUCCAUGGCGUAAUUAACUUUGCGAGAAAAUUGAAUUCACCGUCGUUUGUUUAACCGGGUCAAGGAGUGUGUCUUUUGUAAUGGAAGCCUCCUAGACCAUGGUUGCAUGUGAGCGGCUAUUAAUUUAAUACAUUUCUGCGGCUGGUAAUGUUCAAAAUAUUGUAGUCGGGUGGUGCAACGGUUAGAGUGUGCAGCUCACUGUUGGAUGCUUGUGGGUUUCAAAUUCCGGUCAGGUUAUCAGCUCAAUCCUUCAUCCCUCUGGGGUUGGCAAAAAAGGAUUGAGUACAACUCUAUGGGAAGUCAACAGUGGCUGUUCUCUGUUGGACUGCCCGUCGCGAUGGCGACAGGCCCAACUCCCAACGCCUCCCCGGAGAGAGUGGCCAGCAGAGCCGUCGUGUGGGCCACCAAAAACGGCGAUGUACCACCGAAGACGAGUGACGGUGAGCGGGCCGAAAGGACAUGGGGUGGUACUGGGUCCAAUCCAGCACACCUCUCUGAUCCUGCAUGGGAGCGUAGAAUGUUGACGACUGGCUCACCGGUUGGGGGGGGGGCGGGGGGUAGACAGGAGACGCGCACAUGCCGCAACAGGAAACCGACUCUCCGGCUUUGCGACUCGCGAGAUGUUCCACGCAGUGGGUUGCACCGCCUGGGCCGAGGAACCGCGCGAGAGAGAGAGAGUGGACGCGGGUGCCUUUGUGAAUAUCUGCGGAAAUCAUCACAAAGCGGUGGGAUUUAAAAAAAAAACAGGCAGACGUUGGUGCUCGGCAAGCACGCCGAGGUACCAGUCUCCUCGGCGCUGACGUGCUAUUUAACCCUUCUCUGUUACGGCUCUGACGGUGCUGUUUUGUUGCUGGCCGUUUGACGUUUUGGGCUUUUGAAUAAACCGCGGCUUCAGGAAGCGUGUUAAAGAUUUUUUUUUUACCCCAACACCUCUAGUGUAAUUAAUUAAUUUAUCCCGAAUACGUAUUAAGUGUUCUCUCAAAAUUAAUCCUUAAGUGCCGAAUAUAAGGGUAUAAAUAUGGCUUUGUGUGUGCAAAAAAUUCCAUUUACAAGUACGGUCCUGUAGAAACGCUACAGAAUCGGAUUAGCGCUGCCAUGUGUACAUUGCACGUGUGCACGAACGCCCUUCCAUUCACACGUAAUGUUGUAAUCAUACACACCUAUCACACUAUUUUCUUUUGUACAGUCGGAGUACAAAGGUAUUUCUAAUUCUGCGCUGGCAUGUAUAGUGGUGGUGCAGUAAGGAAAAGCCAGAUACAAAAUACAGAUUCGUUUUUGUACAGAUGCAGUAUUCAAAUACACAACCGUUAAACUGUGAACACGGAUGAAAGGGGGGUGGGGGGAAAUGCGAUUGUGUAUUCACGUAAUUAAUGUAUGAACGACACUUGUUUGUUCAUUGCUGUACACUAAUUUAAAUGAGCAGCUGGAAAAAAAAAACCCAAAAGAAGGCCGUGAUGAAUGCAUGCGUGAUAUAAUGAUGCCUGGGCCUGCCGUUUCGUAAUUGAGUCAAUGAUGUGAUCAAUAGGUACAAGAGUAAAUCAGUUUGUGGCCAUUGUUGUCAUUGUUGAUUUUGAUCAUCUUAUUUUCCACUGCAACGUGUUGUUAAAAACACAAAAGAUAGAUAACAAAGAGAAUUGCAUCAAUAUAAAUGUUGUAAAAUCAUUGAUGCCGAAGCUUGCACGUUGCACAUUCUGGGUUGGCCUGGUGCAUUGCUUCAGAAGCCAUGAAGAUGAAGCUUAUGGUGCCUCGUGAAUGGAUUAAAACACAAAGCUAACAUGAACCCAAAUGCAUGAGAAAUCAACAGCAGUGCCAUGUUUGUUACUGCCACUCAUCUCUCAAGCAUUGGCUUUCAUCCACUCUAUUUAUACUCACAGAGUCUCUAUAAAUAGUGGAGCAGAGUUAACGCCGUAAGCGCGGUAGUAAGAGCUUCCGUAGCACGGCAGGACUAUGAAAAGAAGCGGCCCGAAUAUUCUGUCGUUGGUGACGUUUUUCGCCACAAAUCUGCUGCGGGCCGUGCGUGACAGUGUCGCGUAUGCCGUCAGCUUUCUCCCACGAUGGUUGAGUUGGGUUUUGAGCCGAUGCCAGACGGUGGCGGGCGAGAAGCCGUCUCACGUGCCCGAGCGCAGCGCGCUGCGUCUCGACACUAAAGUCUACGCGUCCGACGAUGACGACACGGCGGGGGAUGGCUUGGACUUGGUCGACAUCCUGGCUUCCCGCCAGCGUUUCAGGCUGCGCAGGGACAGGCUGUGCGAGCAUAGCGAGUACUUCAGGGCCCUGUUCAGGUCCCGCAUGCAAGAGAACGAGGAGAGGACGGUGGACCUCACCUCUGUGCCCUGCGAGAUCCUCGAGCCCAUCCUGGACUUCGUGCACGACGGCCGCUUGGUGCUGCUGACGCCCGACAUCGUGUGCGAGUGCAUCGAGACGGCAAACUACCUGGUCAUGCCCGGGUUUCUGAAGGAGUGCGGCGCAUACGCACGCGGAAUUCUCGACCGGCGGAACUGCUGGUCCUUCCUGGAGUUUGCCGAGUCGAUCGCUUGCGAGGAAGCCCUGGCAGCUGCCUACUCGUAUUUGAGCAGCAACUUUCUUGAGCUGGGCAACAUCGGCAAGCGCCUCCCGCCCGAGAAGGUGGAGAAGAUCCGAAGGCUGCGGACUGAAGGCGCCAGGCACCUCUGCGUCUUGAAAAAGGAGUGCACCGUUCCCGCCCACCUGGCAAACGGAAGCGGCAGGUGCAUUUACCAUCUGAGUGUGAGGGCUGAUGGGGACGAGGCCUCAAGAGGUGGCCGCUUCUGGGAUGCCGGCGGCACGCAGACGAACGCGUUCGGCGACGGUGCGGCCGCCGCGGGCGAUGGCGGCGGCCGCAGCAGCAGGGCAUGGCUGCGCCGAAGUGAGCUGCCCUUCGCCUCUGACAAGUGGAAUUUCAGCACAGCGGUCCUGGACAACUACCUCUACAUCAUCGGGGGCCACAGGCACUGCCGGGGGGGCAGCUCCCGCUCCGAGUUCCGCUCGCUGGCCUAUCGCUACAACCCCUUGACGGACACCUGGGCCGAGGUGGCGUGCAUGCGCAAGCGGCGGCGGCGCUUCAGCCUGGCCGUGGCGCGGGGCUUCCUGUUCGCGCUCGGCGGCUGGUACCUGGACGCGCUGACGUCGCCGGACGCGCGCACCCAUGUCUACUCGGCCGUGGAGCGCUACGACCCCGCGAGCGACACGUGGACGUUCGUGUCGUCGCUGCCCUUCACCGACUUCACCUUCUCGAUGACGAUGACGCACGACGUGCCGCUCGUGGCCACGCUGCGGGACGACGUCUACGCCAUCGGCAACAUCGCCCGCACGGGCGAGAAGCUGCUGCUGCGCUACGAGGUGGCGCGCGACCGCUGGAGCGAGGUGCUGCCCACGCUGACGCGCGCCGCCGUCGACCUGCCGGCGCUCUACUGCAUGGUGGCGGCCGAGCGGCUCUACGUGCUGGGCUGCAACAACGCCAGCAGCGUGCUGCUCAGCUUCUCGCCUCAAGAGGGCCGAUGGAGCAGGCCCGCGCUGCUCCCCAAGCUGUGCCUGGUGGGGCAGGGGGCAGCCGUGGUCGCGGGGGCCGAUGGGAGCGGCGGUCCGACGGCCAUCGCCAUGCCCGCCCCCGAGCAGAACUGCGCCGUGGUGUUGGAGCUGGAAACAGGCGCCGUGCAGCUGCUGCCGGAGCUUCCCUUCCCCCCGUCGCACGAGGCCAUCUUCACCCUACACUUCCCGGCGUAGUGGCCAGGUCGAGGACAUCGGCGUGGACGGCCGCGUUUUGGCUUGAAGAGAGUAGCGGGAUGUGGGGACGCGCGAACGAAUACUGCUUAUCGGCAGGCCACCGGCUGCCCUAAACGUGUUUCCUCGUUGGCCCUGAUUGUAAUUAGGGAAACGUGCUUCCACCUCGUUGGGUCCAGCCGAAAUAUCUUCCCGGUCAAAACAGCGAUGCAGUCGCACUCAUCUGGGUUUCUCCGGUGAUUCUCGCGGCAGCUUUUGGCUGGCCAUCGAGCAAAGAAGUCACGGCAUCGCGCGCUUUCAGAUGCGCUUCUGCGGCCUUCUGGAAUGUUCUUCCUCCGCGAUAUAGAGAAGCCGCUGGAGCUAUGCGCUCUUAAAUCCUUGAGAACUCAUUGGUUUAGAACUGUUAAGCUUCUUGUCCUUCCCCCGCACCUCCAAUUAGCACAGUUGGCUACAUACGGCGCAAAAUAAGUUCUGUGUACGUACAUAGUUUACUGCCGCUUAGCCUGUGGUAGAAAAAUCCACAUUUACAUGGCAGAGGCAAUCGUGGACUUUCCACGUGCGAACAGUGCUUCAGCUGCCCCCCCCCCCCCCACUCUCUGACACGCUUUAGUUUUAAAACAGUUCGGUGUGGGAAGCAGUGGUUGCAGUGGUUAGACUUUGGGUGAAGGCACGUGUCUCCGCGUAUGUAUGUCAAAUUUAUUUCGCACCGUACGUAGCCAACCGUGCUCAUCGUCAGUGCGGGUGAAGGACAACCAACUAAACACGAAAAGCAGUUCUGAAGAAAUGAGUUUUCAAUCGAGAUUUAAAAGUGCAU